AGCGCGGGAGAGAGAAAGAGAGGAGCCGACUCGGCAGGGACUGGGGGACGGGGCCGAGAGAACGAGCGAGGGAGGGAGCGAGUGAGCAAGCGUGCAUCUAGGAGGGGAAGGGCGGCCACUUGUGCCUGAGCGGCCGCGAACGACAGUACGAGCGGUGGGAGAAAGAAGCAGGGAGGGGAAGAAGAAGGGCCUAGGGAAGAGGGCUGACGGAGACUGGUGGUGGUGGGAGAAGGAGAAGGAGGAGCUGGAGGAGGGCAGGAGCUGAGAGAGUGAGUGAGAGAAGCGGACGCGCGAGGGAGGGGAGGGAAGGGAAGGGGGGUGUCACGCGGAGGCGCGCGCGCGCACCGGGAGCGCGCUCGGAGGCGAGUGGAACUGGAUCGGGUUUGCUGCCAGCGGCGUGAGCUUCGGCCGCCAUUUUACAACAGCUCCACUCGCGCCGGACACAGGGAGCAGCGAGCACGCGUUGCCCGCAACCGGAUCUCCUCGGACAGGAUUCCUCCGCCGCAGCCCAACGGGGAGAUCUCUGGAAACAUGGCUACAGAACAUGUUAAUGGAAAUGGUACUGAAGAGCCCAUGGAUACUACUUCUGCAGUUAUCCAUUCAGAAAAUUUUCAGACAUUGCUUGAUGCUGGUUUACCACAGAAAGUUGCUGAAAAACUAGAUGAAAUUUACGUUGCAGGGCUGGUGGCACAUAGCGAUUUAGAUGAAAGAGCUAUCGAAGCUUUAAAAGAAUUCAAUGAAGACGGCGCAUUGGCAGUUCUUCAGCAGUUUAAAGACAGUGAUCUCUCUCAUGUUCAGAACAAAAGUGCCUUUUUAUGUGGAGUCAUGAAGACUUAUAGGCAGAGAGAAAAACAGGGGACCAAAGUUGCAGAUUCUAGCAAAGGACCAGAUGAAGCAAAAAUUAAGGCACUCUUGGAAAGAACAGGCUACACACUCGAUGUGACCACUGGACAGAGGAAGUAUGGGGGACCGCCUCCAGAUUCCGUUUAUUCAGGUCAGCAGCCUUCUGUUGGCACUGAGAUAUUUGUGGGGAAGAUUCCAAGAGAUCUGUUUGAGGAUGAACUUGUUCCAUUGUUUGAAAAAGCUGGACCUAUAUGGGAUCUUCGUUUAAUGAUGGAUCCACUAACAGGUCUCAAUAGAGGUUAUGCGUUUGUCACUUUUUGUACAAAAGAAGCAGCUCAGGAGGCUGUUAAACUGUAUAAUAAUCACGAAAUUCGUUCUGGAAAACACAUUGGUGUCUGCAUCUCGGUUGCCAACAACAGGCUUUUUGUGGGCUCUAUUCCUAAGAGUAAAACCAAGGAACAGAUUCUUGAAGAAUUUAGCAAAGUAACAGAGGGUCUUACAGACGUCAUUUUAUACCACCAACCAGACGACAAGAAAAAAAACAGAGGCUUUUGUUUUCUUGAAUAUGAAGAUCACAAAACAGCUGCCCAGGCAAGACGUAGGUUAAUGAGUGGUAAAGUCAAGGUCUGGGGAAAUGUUGGAACUGUUGAAUGGGCUGAUCCUAUAGAAGAUCCUGAUCCUGAGGUUAUGGCAAAGGUAAAAGUGCUGUUUGUACGCAACCUGGCUAAUACUGUAACAGAAGAGAUUUUAGAAAAGGCAUUUAGUCAGUUUGGGAAACUGGAACGAGUGAAGAAAUUAAAAGAUUAUGCUUUCAUUCAUUUUGAUGAACGAGAUGGUGCUGUCAAGGCUAUGGAAGAAAUGAAUGGCAAAGACUUGGAGGGGGAAAAUAUUGAAAUUGUUUUUGCUAAGCCACCAGAUCAGAAAAGGAAAGAAAGAAAAGCUCAGAGGCAAGCUGCAAAGAAUCAAAUGUAUGAUGAUUACUACUAUUAUGGUCCACCUCAUAUGCCCCCUCCAACAAGAGGUCGAGGGCGUGGAGGCAGAGGUGGUUAUGGAUAUCCUCCAGAUUAUUACGGAUAUGAAGAUUAUUAUGAUUAUUAUGGCUAUGAUUACCAUAACUAUCGUGGUGGAUAUGAAGAUCCUUACUAUGGUUAUGAAGAUUUUCAAGUUGGAGCUAGAGGAAGGGGUGGUAGAGGAGCAAGGGGUGCUGCUCCAUCCAGAGGUCGCGGGGCUGCUCCUCCCCGUGGUAGAGCCGGUUAUUCACAGAGAGGAGGUCCUGGAUCAGCAAGAGGCGUUCGUGGUGCGAGAGGAGGUGCCCAACAACAAAGAGGCCGCGGGCAGGGAAAAGGGGUCGAGGCCGGUCCUGACCUGUUACAAUGAAGACUGACUUGCUAUGUGGGAUUACACCAGAAGCUUGCAGUGGAGUAAUGGUAAGGAAAUCAAGCAACCUUAAAUAUCUCGGCUGUAUAGGAGCAUAUUCUAUUGCAGAAGACCUUCCUAUGAAGAUCAUGGAAUCAAAUACAGGACAUUGAACUAAUACUUGGACUUUGAUAUGAAUUUCUUUAACAAUUUUCUCUGCAGUGCAAGUUAUUAAACUAAAGCUACUCUAUUUUCCAAAUGUGUUCCAACAGAAAUUCUUCAUAACUUCUAGCAUGGUAUCUUAAUAAAGAAUAAAGUUCUUCUCUUUAAAAAAUCUGCUCUAAGUAGAUUUUUCCCCUGUUUUUUUAAAUUAAGGAUCCCAGCAUUGGUUUUCUGAAAUAUUCUCUUGAAUUUGUGCAUUUAAAUUUUAUUGCAGUGGUAUAGAUGAAUGCCAUUGUUGGUAUCCUUAACUUUUAUUUCUGCUCACCAAGGUUAAUCAUGAUUGUCUAUAUCUUUUUUAUAGUAAUCACUUUUGAAUUGUGUUCAGAUAUGCAGUUUCAGGUGUAAUCAUCAGAGCUGGUUAGUCAGGCAUUCCAGAUAGUGGUUCUUUUCAGAACCUUUUUUAAAGGGUUGGUUAACUACCUCAGUAGCAGAGGAUUGAACUAUACCCUGUCUGUACUGUACAUAGAAAAUCUUUGUAGAUAAAAGCAAGGCUUGUUAAAUGAUAUGAGGGUAAGAUUUUAAAUAUACCAAAUGUAACAUUCUUAGUUGCCUUUAGUUUCAGAGGCUUGUAAGACUUCCUCAUGAACAUCAUAACAGGCCUUGCUUUUGUCGUAUUUUGUGGCUGAAAAAGCAGCCUUGCUUCUUCAGAUAUUGUAGUUAUUUGGAUGUAUAAUAGUUUAGCAAGAUGUUACUUUUGUAAGACAUCAGAUGUUCAAAAAAAGUGCAUCCGAACUUGUACUAAAUACUGCAGUGUCCCUUUAUAAAAAGUCAGACUAAAACUGACAGUUGUACAGCAAAGCCUGACAUUUGGAUAUUUUGAAGUUUUUUCAUAAAUCAUAGAAAUUAGUAUAUGGCUGUAGUUUAGCUUUUUAGGUAAAAGGUAUGUUUCAUUAGUGCAUUUCUUACUGCUGAUCACUGCAAAAAUGUGAAUCAGCUUUCCAUUUCUUAUGCAGGUCAUGAUAACUUGUAGAAUAGAGUACAAUCAUUUGUGCUAUGUUUUUAAUUUUCUAAAGCACCUUGAUGACAGUGAGUGUUCAGUGGUGAAGCAUCCUCUAUUGAAUCACCCUCAAAAUUUUUUGCCAAGUCCUAAAUCGAUAGCUUAAAGUCAAAAGUGAAAUUAUAGUUUAAUUAGGACUUGGUAUAAAGAAAUCCCUUUUCCCCUUCCCCAAAGGGAUACUGCAGUUAUAUCACAUACCCAAUAGGCACCAUGACGAAGAUCAGAGCUUAUACUUAAUUAAGGUUUUAUACACACCAGUUUCCCCAGUAAAUGCAAAUUUAACAAGAAAAUUAGACAUGUCAUAUGUUCAAAAUGCUCAUGGCAAACAAUCAUUUUGCAUUCCUGCAAAUAAAAUUGUUUUAUACUGUAAGCUGGAGGCGAGUGUAACUUAUUUUUGUAAUAAAGUUUUUAUUUUUUUUAUGUGUCAUUAAUAUAAAUGUGUGUUAGUGUAGAAAUAUUCUGGUUUAAAAACUUAGAAAUGCACACAUUUCAGUAUGUUUAUUUGUACUUACAUAAUUUUAGAUAGUGGUUGCCAAUAGCCUGUAUGUUUCACAUUAAUUGGUUUUUUAUGUUAUCUUAAUAAACCAUUUUAGUAUGUUGUAUGUCAGUUACUGGGAUAGCUGGGACAUAGAGUGUAAUUUAAAAUUUGUCAAUAAGUAUUCAUUGGAAUAUAUGUAAAUGUGCCUUGCCGGUUAUUGAAACAUUACCUACAAAAUGAGUAUGGGGUGACAAAAAUUAGUUCCUGGUGCUUAAUGAAACUUUUUGCCACUGAUUUUAUAUAUUACCCCGUGCUUUUUUAAAGUACAUCUCUCAAAUCUUAGUGUAAGUUUGAGGGCUACACAAAACAUUUACAUUUCAUUCUAACAUAAAAUGAGUAAUAGGUUGUGGAAAGUGGGUAAACUAAAUGUAGCCUUCAGUAAAAUUGAAUCUCAGUGUAAUCCUUGGUGCUGGCACUUCCCAGGUCCAAGGAGUUAAAUGAUCCCAUCAAAGAGGUCAUUGCCAUGCCUAUUGGCACUUUACUGUCAUACCCUUUUUAAGGGACACUGUCAAGGUGUUUAAGUUAAUUCUCAGAAUUAUUUGUUGGGAUUUUAGAACAGGUUUGUUUGACUUAAGUAAGAACUGCAUUGUCAAAGUUGAAAGAUGAACAUUUUUGUGAGUUCACAAAUGUGUUCUUAAGAAAAUAUUAAAAUAUGGAGCUGUGGGUUUCCAAGACUAUUUGGCAUUCUUAGUUUGGGGAUUUGGGAGGAAAAACUGAUAUUUAAAAAAUUUGUGAAGAAUUGAUGGGUAAUGUAAACAGUGGUGAUUAAAUAUAUACACACUCAAGUGAAAUUACUUGACAGUGUUCAUUUGACUAACUUUGAAUUUAAGCCAUUAUAAUUACUUUUAAAAUUAAAUAAUCAUUUGCACUGUUCUGAUAAUGGGUGCAGUUUUUGAGCAAUAUAAUCAGAGCUAAAUAUGCAUGUAGUGAUUAGUGAUGUGAACAAUUAAGUACUGAGAAGAAAUACUAACUGGUAUUUUCAAACUUAAAUUUCUGUAGUAAAAUCAGUAUCAAACUCUUAUCAGAUCAAGGAAAACAGGCAAUGCAUAUAAACAUACUUUUGAAUGUUGUGUGGCCUAUAAAGCAAUAAUGCAAUUUUUAUGGAAUGUCAUGGGAUAUGAGAAAUGGAAAUGCAAAAAUAACUAAUCCUUUAGUGAAAAUGUCAACAUGUUAAAAAAGGGGAAUGUUAACUAAUGUAGGUUAUUGAUAUUUGUGAUUUGUUUAUGGGUUCUUGGCUUUGACAGCUUCAAAGAAUGGAUAGAUGACAAGUUAAAAGAAAUUUUGUAUAUAAUUGUCAAGGAAUGGGUCUUAAAUCCAAGAAUCAAGUCCCUUCCUUGGGGUGAAAAUGUAUCCUUAAAGCAUUCUGAUUGUUGAAAAAUAACAAAACAAACUUGAGUUACCUAACCAAAGCAGACGCAAGAUUUUGUUUCUGCAGACUACUUGGCAAUCAAAAGUGAUCAUCACUUUAGUUAAUCAGUUUUCAGAAAGUUGCUUUGUGAGAAAAUUGUGUUAGAUAUAUUCUCCCAAUCAUGCAUUUUGUGGGAAGUUUUUCAGCAUUGUGAUUGAAUCAGAUGUUAGAAAUAAAUGGGGGGUUUAGCACAAAAAGCGGUUGCACACUCAUAACGGCCAUUGUUGUAGCAUCAUGAGAAAUCUACCAAUGACUGCAAGUCUGAUUUAAUGAUUUACACUUUCUUCAUGAUAAAAUAGGAAUAGCAUGCAUAGGAAUGGAUUGAUGGGGUGACCUCGGGUAUUCACUUAUAUGAAUCUAUUUGAAAAGAUUUAAUGAGGGUGAAUAUCAUGCUAGAUGGGCAAAAUUGUCACAUUCAGGACAGCUGUUUUGACUGCUAAGCCAAAAGUCACUGUUCAGAAACAUAGGAAAAAAGACCAAACAGAGCAUGACAUAUAGUCUGUUUAAGGGGAGAAAUUACAGAGUAGGACUUCUGCAUUUAGGUGAGGGAGCUACCCCCCUAGAGUAAAAGAUUGCUCAGGUUCCUAAAACUUUAAGAAUACCCACCAUGGUCAUUUUCUCCCCAGUGAUAUAUACCAUAAACUUUUAAUCUGACCAUAGGAAUUCAGUGGUGGGUUUAAAAUGAAUCAAGAAAUAACAAUACAUAAAAUGAACAGACUUGUGGGGAUGAUGUUUUAAAGUGUAGUAUUAAUUACUCAGUCAUACCACUCAAUAGGGCAUGCCACUACUUUUCUUAAGAUAUUAAUUAUCAGCCAAUGUUCAAAGACAUUUUUAACUGUGGGCAAAUUAGUGGAUGGACUUUUUUGUCUGUCACUUUUUAAAAAAGUACUUAAGAUACAAGUUUUAUUAGUACCACAGUCUGCCUUCAGUAAUAUGCCUAAAAUAUUUUUCAGGGCCAGGAGCAUUCAGUUGAAAGAAAAUCUUUUUUACGAAUGCAAAAUAGUAUUAAAACUAAUGCCCUGGCCCAAGAUUAGGUUUUUAAUGAUAUUAACAGUAGUCUGAUAAACAUCUAGAAGUCUGGCAUUGAGAAACAAAAGCUUGUACCUGACUAGUAUUUUUAUUUAAAAAAAUUAGUUCUGUUAGCUUAUUUAAAUUCUCUUACAUAUAUUUAUCUGUAGAAAUUAUAUUUAUUUCAUUCCUUUUAUUUCACUGAAAACUGUCUGCAGGCUCUUUGAUUUGGAUUAGAUGUGUGAAGUACUGUCUUUUGCCAAAAACCUCAAAAUUACCUGUUCUUUUCAACGUAGUGGGUUUGUGCUUGUUUGGAGAUCAGUUCAAAAACUAUCUGUACUAUCUGUACUGCCUCUGAUGUUAAGAUUUUAUGUAUAGCAUAAGGAAGCUAGCUCUGACUAUAUUUUCCUAAGAAUAAAGACCUAUUUUUGUAGCAUGUCUUAGGAUCUCCAGGAGUCCAAGAAUUAUUGUGGGUGUCCUCCAUUUCAUCGUUUUUCAUUUAACAGCUUUUAAAAUAGACACUUGGAAUCUUUAGGGGUCUUUUCGUCUUUUAAUUAUCCAUACAUUCAAAAUAACUAGCCAACGGUAAUACCAAAACAGAUUCCCCAAGAUCCCUAAUUGAAGCACAUGAUAGGGAGAUGAUGUAUAGGAUAAAUGUAUAGUGUUGGUCUCCACUUAAUUUUAAUUAAUGAAAAUGAAAAUACUCUGGUCACACACAUGCCAGUGGACUCAAGAAGUUAAUGGUAAUUUGGUUCUGCUUUUCUGGUAACAUACCCCCACCAUUCAGUGUUCCAUUUUCUUAUCACUCUUUGAAGGUUUGGAAAUGAGUAAUUGAGAUAGUAAGUAAUACAGGAGAGGGGAGUGAACAAACUUUUGCUCUAAUGUACAUUUAGGUGACUGUGCAAAUGAGGUUAGGUAGGUGAAUUCAGCUUAAAAGGUGUUUCAUUAAGCAAAAUUGGCAAGUCAUUAUCAAAGAAUGGGGAACUUGUAAAUACAUUCUGGAGAUUUUGGCUCAGCCCUAGAAUUUCUUGGUAGGAGGGUGAUAGCUUUGUUCACUUCAUGAAGAUCCUUUUAGGUACAGAGUUUAAUAGUUUGUGUUAUGAUUACUAAAGUUUAUACUGAUGAUUGAAAAAAGUUUUUGUCAUUUCAGAACAGUCAUGGAAGUUUUAUACCUGAAAAAUUCUUAAACACUACUAGAGGAUUUUGAAAACCAUUUACAUUGCCUAUUUGACUCCCUGUGCUGAUGCCAAACUAGUACUUUUUUUCUUGUUGGUAAUCAAGACUGCUGACAGACUUUCUGGAUGGGGGAGAAGUUCCAAUAAACCAUUUUGGAAAUUAGUGUCUUC
Messenger RNA from Capra hircus (goat), 7718 nucleotides. RefSeq names its product synaptotagmin binding cytoplasmic RNA interacting protein (gene SYNCRIP). Gene Ontology annotation, biological process: CRD-mediated mRNA stabilization. NCBI's taxonomy places the organism in Eukaryota, Metazoa, Chordata, Mammalia, Artiodactyla, Bovidae. Gene Ontology annotation, cellular component: nucleus; ribonucleoprotein complex; CRD-mediated mRNA stability complex. Gene Ontology annotation, molecular function: mRNA 5'-UTR binding. Bases 532 to 2220 code for a protein of 562 amino acids. The transcript is spliced from 12 exons. The record is from RefSeq and is a predicted model, not a curated record.